AUGACCACGGCCAGUUCAAAAAUCUACAUUGCAAGUUAUCCGAAAUCGGUAACAGAAAAUGUGCUGUGGAGCAUUUUUGAACAGUUUGGAGAGGUCAAAAAUAUAUUUUUGAAGGGGGGAGGCAAGAAUUUUGGAAUCAUGGAUUUUGUGGGACCGGGAGACGCCGAAAAUGUAAUAAACCAAUGUCUGGGCAUGGAAAUCGAUGGGAAAAAGCUGCGCCUUGAAAUCUCCAAAAGCUCGGGACCCCGAAAAAAGGGCUCCGAUCCCGACGAACGCAAACCCAUGGAUCCAUCCCUAGACCCAAAGUUUCGUGUAGUGAUAAAGAACCUUCCGGAAGGUACCACAAGUCUGGAAUUGAAAAAUCUGAUUGCACAAAUCGGCUUGGAGUCGAAACAUAUCGUUUGGAUUCCCUUACGAAAUGAAGGAAUAGUUUAUUUUAAAUGUUUGGAGGAUGCUCAGAAGGCGAGAAUGGCUUACAAUAAUUUUUGGUUUAGAAAUGAAGCGGGUAAAGAAGGCUGCCUUCUCCUUAACGAAUGGUCCCCACCAGUAUAUAUUACUUCUGCUGUAAAGGUUGAACCUCCAGAACCCCCUUCAGAAUCAAUCGAAUCUUCCAGGGGUAAUAAAAGACCUUUUACUGAAAGACCGGAAUCUGGAAAUGAUGAAAAACGAAUGCGACUGGAUGUUCGAGAAGCUCCUGGUCUGAUUCAAAGAGAUAUCAAACUAGAGCCGCCGGAAGAGCCCAUGGAUGAUCCUAUAGAACCUAUACCUCAGUCAACGAUCCUUCAGAAGCAGCCUGUAGCUGUCCCCCAGAGUUUCAGGGAAGACACCCAAACAACUACAGUAUCCACCGACCCUUCAGUUUGUACAAAAAUCACCUCCAACAAAAGAACCACCACUCACAGAAACUUCCAAUCUCAAACUGAUCUUUCUACCCGGCCCACGACGUCGUCUGGAUCCCAAACGUACAGAUGCUGCUCAUGUUGCCAAUGCUCUUGCUCAAAUUGUGAUAAUCCAGCAAAAAAUCCAAAAGGAAAUUCCACUAAUUUUGAUAUCGAGCACAUAAAAAAGAUGGGCGGCAAGGUGGUAGUUGGCGACGAUGGGAAGGAAUUUCUUCAAAUCCCAAUGGAAUUGGUCCAAUUGCUGGCUUCUUUGACCUCAGUCUCUCAAAUUCCAGCACCUCCAAUUCCAGCACCCCGUCUAAAGCUUCCAGUACCAGAAUGGCUCCAAAUGCGGGAUGACUCAGUUGGACAAAAACCAAAAUUCAGCCUAGCGAUCCGGGAUAAAUCUAAAAACCAGGAUCCAAGAAGUUUUGAUAUGGAACAUAUAAGGAAACUAGGUGGAACACUGACCUAUAGUGGUGGAAGGGCUAGAAUUCGAAUUCCAAAAUCUAGUUUUAAGCCAAGGGAAUGGCAAAACGCCACUGAUGUAACAACUGUUGGAAAAACAGCGCCAAAAAGUCUUCAAUUCGUAACAAAUCCUGCUAAACAGAACCCAAAAGGAUUCAAUAUGGAUUAUGUUAGAAAAAUGGGAGGCAAAUUGACAUAUCGAGAUGGACAGGCAAUCAUCAGUAUUCCGAAGCCUACGGUGGAUUCUCAGGUGCAGGCGACAUCGGAUUCAGCGCCACCAGUUUCUGCAACACCUCUUAAAAUGGCUCAGCCUUCAAAUUUAAAAAACUCAGCGCCUCUGAAACCUCUAACAACUGAAUGGCAGAACGUUCCGAAUGUCAAUUUCGGGAAGAAAGUUCCUCAUAAACUUCAGAUCUGUAAAGCGUCUGAAAGAGAAAAAGAGAAUCCCAAUACUUUUGGUGUUGAACACAUUCAAAGGUUGGGUGGCAAAAUUACUUAUCAUGAUGGAAAGGUUACUGUAGGAUUUCCAAACCCUCUGCCAUCUCUCCUAGCUGCCGGAGUUCCAAGAUGGGCACCAGCGCCUCCUCCACCUCCACCUGGAUACGUCUCUAGUCUCUCGAAAUGGAAGAAAAUGAAAGAUGAGACCGUCGGACCGAAAGCGCCGUAUUGUGUUGAGGUCCGAAAAUCUUCUAAAGACGCAGAAAACGAUCCAAACGUUUUCAAUUUCAAAAAUAUACACAAGAUUGGUGGCAGGGCGAUAGUUCAUAUGGAUAAGGUCACUAUUCAAAUCCCAAAGUCACAUGUGCCAAAUUUAGCCCAGAAACCACCUGUGGUGGUUUCGGAGGUGGUUACAGAGCCAGUCUUCAAGGUUCCAACUCUACCUGAACGAUUUUUGGCUCCUCCUGCUAUACCAAAACCUUUCAACUGGCAAAACAUGAAAAAUAUUAGACAGCCAGCACCAUUUAGUCUACAAAUUCAAGAAGGAACCCCCAAAGAAGGCCGAUCUGGCAAAAAUGUAGUGGAUAAGAACCAAAUAAAGGAGAUGGGCGGUCAAGUGGCAUACAAGGAUGGCAAGGUUCAUGUGAAAAUUCCAAAAUCUGCGGCUCCUGAGAAGCUUUAA
Messenger RNA from Caenorhabditis briggsae, 2466 nucleotides. The transcript is spliced from 11 exons. The record is from RefSeq and is a predicted model, not a curated record. Gene Ontology annotation, molecular function: RNA binding. Gene Ontology annotation, cellular component: nuclear speck. Gene Ontology annotation, biological process: mRNA splicing, via spliceosome. Bases 1 to 2466 code for a protein of 821 amino acids. NCBI's taxonomy places the organism in Eukaryota, Metazoa, Nematoda, Chromadorea, Rhabditida, Rhabditidae.